GUUGUUGGGUGGUGGGUAUUGAGCUCAGUGCAGAUGAAGAUGAAAUGAACUGGAGCAAGCCUGUGACUCACUGGAGGACAUCAUCUGCUAUUUUAAGCGUGCGUGACUAGCUUUGACGUGGCCCACGCAGAGGAGGAAUGCAUGCGGACCCAUGCAUGCCGCACGUUAUGGCAGGUAGCUGGCAGAAGGGCCGUGUGCUGGUCUGCAGAUGGGUGUUUGUCACGUGCUGAACCACCAAGAGGAGUUCCUCAGAUGGUGCCGUGCACCAUCAUGGCAUGGCUGUGGUGAAUGUGGUCACCCACCUUCUACCAGAGCCAGGUUGCCCUGCCUUUUUCAUUUGUGCAGAGCAGUUUCAGGAUCCUGCCAUUAAUGAUCAGAAUUGUUCCUGUAGUUUCCGGUUUUCCCAGAAACAAGAGGACUGAAGAAGCAGCAUUUUCUGAGUCCUGCUUCCAGCCACUGCGUGCAAAAAUCCCCCUUUCUCCCUCCUCCUCUCAGCUCUUUCCUACAGGUGCCUGAAGGGUGAGCAGGAGUGUUGUUCCACAUCUUCAGCCACAAUGUUGUCUUAUUUCUGCAUGAACUGGAUUCUGCUGCUGCUGUUCACAGACUCCACCAAAUCGGAAUCACUCGUGAAAGGAAUGGUUGGUCAGAAUGUCUCUGUGCCCUGCUCAUACAGUGUUAAGAGCACACAAGAUAUCACAUCAAUGUGCUGGGGUCGUGACAGCUGCCCUGUUUCAAAAUGUUAUCGGACCAUUAUCUGGACAGAUGGGUGGAAGGUGACAGAGCAGCAUGGCACCAGGUACAAGUUGGAAGGGAACCUGAAGAAGGGUGACGUGUCCCUCACGAUUGUGAAUGCAGAGGAAGCAGACAGCGGGAUAUACUGCUGCCGCGUGGAGAUCUCAGGGUGGUUCAAUGAUCAGACCAGUAAUCACAAGGUUGUGAUAGAGAAAGCUCCUGGGAGCACCAGCGAAUCGUCCUUUACCAUCACAAGCACGUGGCUGUCGGUUUCUGCUUCAGAAGCUCCUCGGACUGCCUCUGGUCCCUGCUCAAGCACCUCAGACUGCUCGGAUGUUACCUCAAACCUGCAGAACACGUCUGUAUCGCUUCCCAGUCAGCAGUAUUCAGAAAAUGGGCUAUACAUUGGGAUUGGUUUAUGUGCGGUACUUCUCACCAUCCUUGUUUUGGCUCUGUUCCUCACCAGACGAUAUUUAUACAAUAAGAAAAAGACGGGUGACUUUGCAAACUUUGUUGCAUACUGGAGACCAGAACGUGCAGGGAACCGUCGUGCCCUGGAAGAUGAGGUCCAUGCAGAGGAAAACAUUUAUGUAAUACACUAAGGACUGUAUGCAUACUUGCCUUUGUCAUCACUGGGACAUUAAAUAGUUUGCAAAAUGUUAGCUGUUCCCUCUGCUCAGCAGCUAAACAUGACUGGACUACUGAAGCAUUAUUCACAUCAUUCUAAUAAAAAAAAUAAAAGCUACACUUCUAGUUAAAAACUUUAUCAGCCUGUUCCAGAAACAGAAAUCCUACUGGCUUGAAUGGAAAUUUCCAGAAUCCACUUAUCAAACCCUAAAGAAAGUUACUGCUGUAUUUAUUAACUGCUUCAAAUUCUCUUUUCCUUUUUUUCUAAAAGAGGAAGUGCCAGAAUGGCUACUCAGUCACAAAAGGAAAAUCACACAUGUUUUUAAAAAGUUUGUCUUCACUUUGUAUUAUAUCUGCCAACUACAACAGAGUCUGUGCCAUCAGAGGGUAGAAGCAAUCUCAUAGCUGCCCUGACAAAGAUGACACGUGGAAAAACUUUGUAGCAUUGGUAUUUCAAUAUACAUUUAGUUGAAUUUUCAUCGGAGUCAGGUAUACCCAGUCCUGGUGACAGCUCAGUAAUGCAAUGUACUAAUUCCUGUCCACCCACAAUUAAAUCUGGAGGAGCUAUUGAUGCUCACCCCCUCGUGGGACGUGCUUGGAGCCUCCGGGAUCGGUACUUUACGUGCUGAAUAUUCACAGCUUGUUUUCAGAGAACUAUGACUAGUUGUGUCUUCUUCUGCAAAAUACAUCACUUCUGUGGCUUUUUCCUUGGGCCCACCUAUGCCCUGAGAAGUCCUCAGGGUGUAAAGUCUCACUUCCAGGCCUCUAAAACAACUGAACAAAAAAUAACUACUUUUUAAAGUUAAUUAAAUUCUUAUUUUUCUCAGCUUGUGGAGAAGUCAAGGACAUUGCACACAAUGUUGGCUGAAAGUUUGCCUUGCCUUUACAUCCCUGUAGAUACCAAACAACUCUAAUGUCUUAUGCUGGAGUUGUUUGAGGGCUUUUAGUUUGUAAAUGGGGAGUAUCUGUGCCCUAGUGCCUUUCCUCCGUUGCUCUUCAGCUAGAUCUGGCUCUCAGCUUUUAUUCUCUAAACUUCGGUUUACUUAAAGUAAACAAAUAGAGGCAGCCUCAUGAGUAUGAAUCAACACUUUAAGCAUGGUUGAGCAAUAGACACAACACACCCAAAUCAGCUUUAAGUGGAAAAAUAGUUUUCCUCAAUUGUUUUUAAGAACACAUCUUUAAACAGAGGCUGGGACUUCCUGAAAGAGCAGAAAAAUAGUACAGGCAGGAGAGAGACCAACUCUUACCAAAUAUUAGUCAGUAUGAAUUUUGCCCUGAAGUUCAUCCUAAGCAGCAGUGUGGAAUACCUAAAGCAGACAGUGCUGCCACGGGGAAGACUCACAGACUUACUGCAAACUUUCUAUCGUUAAGUUCAUCAUUUUCAAGGGAGUCAUGCAAAGAACAAAGUAUUAUCCAAAGAAGCAUAAAGGCACAAUAAUGAAAUCAGUAGGUAUUUAUGUUAACAGCUGAGGUGCUUGGGGCCACAGACUAGUUGUGCUUUAAGAGAAGCUGGAGUCAGUGGAGCAGUUAUUCCUCCUUCCCCAGCUGGUAGAGAUGGGAGGGCUUGAGCUGGCUGGGGAGAGGAGCAUUUCCCCCGGGAGUCCUGGAGAGCCUGGCUAAGGUGGGAUGUUGCAGGUGAGCACACUUGCAAAGACUCAUGAAGGAGUGAAAGCCUCGUCAUCGUGUUGAGGAAGGAAGAAAUGGAAAACAAGUUGGGAUAGGUGACCCUGGUGUGCUCUGGAUUUUCACUUUUGCUGUGUGCUGUCUUGGGGCUGUCUGUUGCAGCAAGCCUAAAAGGUUGAAAAUGCAGAGAGGAAUUCAUGGCUGGCUGAAGAGCUCAGUGUGAGAGCACGGAUACUAGGUGAUGACUGAUCCCUGGGCCAGGAAAGGCAGUGGAGGAAAACAGCUCUGCCAUUUCUGUCUUCAUAUCACGAGCUGCCUUGUGUAAGAAGAUACUGAAACCAGAAGGGACCUGCUGGUAGACUGUAUUUUUACUAAACUAAAAUUACUGACCGCACUGCAGUCGCAUCGCUUUCCUUCUGCGUGGCUGAGCAUGUCACUGCUGUGGGCUCCAGCCCAUGACUAGGGCUGGAGGAAGUCUGAUCUGGUCUCUGAACUAGAUCUCAGGAAAAAAAAAAAAUCUUCAGCAAUUUCUGCUUUCUGCAAUUUUUACCAAACUAAUCUCUACUGGGAUCAGAGUUAGACAAGUGUGCGGUUUCCAAAAUUAUCAGAUUCCAACCAUUCAUGCUCUUAAGGAGUUUGAGAUCCAUCCUUGAAGACUGCUAAUUGUGAAAACUGCUUGCUCAUAAGGCUUUUUUCUAAUUAUUACAGACUAAUUAUU
This is a messenger RNA of Grus americana (Whooping crane), 3700 nucleotides long. It is a transcript of the gene HAVCR2, whose product is annotated as hepatitis A virus cellular receptor 2. The coding region runs from base 555 to 1334 and encodes 259 amino acids. NCBI's taxonomy places the organism in Eukaryota, Metazoa, Chordata, Aves, Gruiformes, Gruidae. The record is from RefSeq and is a predicted model, not a curated record. The transcript is spliced from 9 exons.